Molecule: messenger RNA, 1224 nt
Organism: Exophiala mesophila
Lineage: Eukaryota; Fungi; Ascomycota; Eurotiomycetes; Chaetothyriales; Herpotrichiellaceae
Exons: 3
Coding region: 127-1161 (344 amino acids)
Biological process (GO): CAAX-box protein processing
Cellular component (GO): endoplasmic reticulum membrane
Molecular function (GO): metalloendopeptidase activity
Source: RefSeq, a predicted model, not a curated record
ACAACCACCAUUCAUCCCUUGAUGAGUUGGCUGUGUCUUUGGUGAUCAUCACUACAUCAAAGACUGCCACCGUGCUCGACCCAUCCGAAGCCCGUUGACUCAACAGUUGACUCAAAGAACUCUUCGAUGGCUCUUGCAGGUCUCUCAAACAAAUUGAGGACCGAGUACCUCGGCCAUGAAGACCAGGAACAUGUUGCUGCCAUAUCAACCACUACGGCUGCCGUUUUAUCCACACUCUUCACACUAAUAUAUGUGUUACCAUUCUAUUUGUCACGGUCGACUCGGCCAUCGCCGACCCUCAAUCGAGAUGCUCCCUCAGUCAUCAGAGCCCGCAUCCAAAGUGUCACGUUGGCCUGUAUCGUGGCAUCCUUAGCAACGCUGUAUUUACUUGUUGUGACGGCCAAACUGACGCCUGCGACUGCACUCCACUUUCUUGGCUGGUGGCCCAUCCAGCCGACCGAUAUAGUCAAAUCUUGUGCAUUGACCAUCCUCCUCUUCCUUGGACCCUUGUUCGAGAAGCUUGUCGUCGAGAGGGAGUUGGAAGACUUCCAUAGGGGUCGGAGACUGGUUGAGUCGUUGAGCAGCUGGCAAGGCUAUCGCAACUUCAUCGCUGGCCCUAUCACCGAAGAGGUUAUCUUUCGAUCCGUCUUGAUUCCUCUGCAUCUACUUGCAAGGUUUCAGCCCACUCAGAUCAUCUUUGUCACUCCCCUCUAUUUUGGGCUCGCUCACGUCCAUCAUUUUUACGAGUUCACCUUGACGCAUCCUCAUACACCUCUGGCACCGGCUUUGCUCAGGUCCGUCUUCCAGUUCGGAUACACGACUCUUUUUGGAUGGUUUGCUGGUUUCAUAUAUCUGAGAACUGGUUCCAUCUACUCGCCAAUUGUUAUCCACUCGUUCUGCAACUGGGUCGGACUACCUAGGUUCUGGGGUCGGGUUAAGCGAAGAGAGUUGUAUCCUCUUUCCCCGGUUGCGAUCAGGGGCAAGAAUGAUCUUGAUUCGAUUCAUGCAGGUGGCUCCGAGGCCCUGGGGUUGAGAUGGACGAUUGCGUACUAUCUGUUGCUCGUUGGUGGGGCAUGUGCUUUCUACCUAGGACUGUGGCCUUUGACGGGUUCAGAUAAUGCACUUGACAAUCUAUCAACCGCAGUGUCAAAGACGAGAUGAUAGAAGAUAGUUUGUAUACGAUAUAUGGGGGUAUAGAGAUAGAGGGACCGAAUGCCACCGUUC